Messenger RNA from Seriola aureovittata, 3851 nucleotides. It is a transcript of the gene abhd17b, whose product is annotated as abhydrolase domain containing 17B, depalmitoylase. Gene Ontology annotation, molecular function: palmitoyl-(protein) hydrolase activity. The coding region runs from base 548 to 1414 and encodes 288 amino acids. NCBI's taxonomy places the organism in Eukaryota, Metazoa, Chordata, Actinopteri, Carangiformes, Carangidae. Gene Ontology annotation, biological process: protein depalmitoylation. Gene Ontology annotation, cellular component: plasma membrane; endosome membrane. The transcript is spliced from 4 exons. The record is from RefSeq and is a predicted model, not a curated record.
CUCCUUACAAGCCAAGAUAACAAGCAGAGUGAUAUUCACAGCGCUGAUGUUUGGAAGGCAAGUAAUACUGCUGUGAUCUGCCAGACGAACUACUACGGACGUGUGACAAGAAUUUCGUUUUUUUUUUUAACCUUUACUGACUAUGCUCAUGUCGCUCUUGAGCUGUGUAGACUUGAAACCUUUUGAAUGAAUCGGCCUCGUUAUCAUUCAGGACCAUAUGUUGAGAAAGCCGAGCGGAGGAAGAAGAAACGACAGUUUGGGGAGGCUGUCUGGACCGGAGGACGAAAAGCGGCUAGCUAAUAGUAACUCACAGCUGUGGUGCCAAGAGGGAUAUCCACACUCAAAGUGACAUCGCCAUCAAACAGGACACGGAACAGAGGAUAAUCUGGCCCAGGAUAGUCUUGUCAAUCACCUGGCGUCGAGAAGAAGAUAAGUUAGUUGGCUUGGUGCGAAGAUAACACCUGACUACGGCGACGUUGGCAAACACUGUCACCUCAAAAUAGAAAGAAACAAAACUAGGGUCCACCCGCCGUCCAGUGUUUUGAGGAUGAAUCACUUAUCCUUCAGCGAGCUAUGCUGCCUGUUCUGCUGUCCACCGUGCCCUAGUAAGAUUGCCUCUAAGCUGGCCUUCCUGCCCCCAGAGCCCACCUACAGCCUCAUGUGUGAUGAGAGUGGCAGCCGAUGGACGCUGCACCUCUCCGAGCGCGCUGACUGGCAGUAUUCGGCCCGGGAGAAGGACGCCAUCGAGUGUUUCAUGACACGCACCUCAAGAGGGAACCGCAUUGCCUGCAUGUUUGUCCGCUGCUCACCCAGCGCUCGUUACACGCUAUUAUUCUCUCAUGGAAACGCAGUGGACUUGGGCCAGAUGAGCAGCUUCUACAUUGGCCUGGGUUCACGGAUCAACUGCAAUGUCUUCUCAUACGACUACUCGGGUUAUGGGGCCAGUUCUGGGAAACCCUCGGAGAAGAACCUGUAUGCUGAUGUAGACGCUGCCUGGCAGGCACUCCGGUCAAGGUAUGGCAUCCGGCCAGAGAGCGUGAUCGUGUAUGGCCAGAGCAUUGGCACGGUGCCCUCUGUGGACCUGGCAUCUCGUUAUGAGAGCGCUGCAGUCAUCCUCCACUCCCCGCUCACCUCUGGCAUGAGAGUGGCCUUCCCUGACACCAAGAAGACCUACUGCUUUGAUGCCUUCCCAAACAUCGACAAGAUUUCCAAGGUAACGUCACCGGUUCUGGUGAUCCAUGGUACAGAGGACGAGGUCAUCGACUUCUCCCAUGGCCUGGCGCUGUAUGAACGCUGUCAGCGCCCUGUGGAGCCGCUCUGGGUGGAGGGGGCUGGACACAAUGACGUUGAGCUGUACGGGCAGUACCUGGAGAGACUCAAACAGUUUGUUGCACAUGAGCUAGUCAACUUAUAGAGGAGCUGGAGAUAUGGGUGGAGAGGGAAGAAGAGAAGAAAACAAUAGUUCCCAGGAAAGGUUGGAUGAUGGACAAAGGGGUACAACCUUUUUUUCUUUUUCGUGAAGUAUUCCAGGUAGAAGUGGUGUUUGUCUGUGUGGUACUGACUUAAUGGCGACAGACUUCUCUCAAUAUGGAGCACCUCUCCCCCUUGGAGCUCAAGUUCACCACGGCCCUCGGCCUGUCAGUACUGUCCACUCCACAUGCUGCAGCUGUGAACUCACAACUCCCCAUCAUUUUGUUUUGCUUUUUAGAUUUUCUUUUUAUCAUGUUGAAAAUUGCACAUCAUGAAAGCGUGUGAAUGAAAGAGGAAGUAGUCAUGUGCACAGACAACAUACCAUGUGUAUAUGCAAUAUAUGAGUGUGUGUGUGUGUAUCAUAUUUUUGCUGCCUUUUGAGAAGAAUAUGGUCCACUGUUCUUAAUGGAGACCUCUGGUCAGCUCCAGAGACUUUUGGCUGGACUGGACCAGAAAUGGACCUGACUUUUUUUUUUUUUUUUUUUUGGAUUAUUGUUGAUUAUAUUUUUUUAUAUUGUACAUGAUAUUUGCACGUAUCAGCUGUCACUGAAGAACUGUACAAGACGAACUGACAUAUUACCUAGCUGUGCCAGUGUUGCCAAAUGUAUAGUAUAAUGUAUUGCAGACGUAGACACACAAAGAAGUACAAAUAACACCUAGAAACAUCUUGAAAGCUCUAUUAGCUGUAUUCAGUCACUACUUCUUUGUUUAGUCUUAAAAUGGUACAAUAUUAUGUUACAAUCUACGAAAAGAAUACGAUCAGUCAGCUCAGUCAGCAGCUCACAUAGCCAGUGAAAAGGCUGAGGCUGUAUAUCAUUGACCAAUAAGGUAUGAGUUAUCUCCUCACAUUGUCUUAUUAAAAACCUUUCCACAGUUCCUACUUUUGAGUUUACCUUGAAGUAUCAUUGCUAUAAGAUCAGCAUCACUACACUCAGUCUUGAGUCUAUAAACUCGAUGUUUUCAGAAAAAUGAAACGAUUGACCAUUUUGUGGACAAAAUAUCUGACCCCUCUUUGCGGAUAAUAAGUAUUCGCCUUGAUAUAGUUAAGAUGCUAUAAGAUGAUACUGUUAAAAAUCGCUGUUGACAGUGUUUUUUUUUUCUGACGAAAUCAAGUUAACUAAUGUAUGUAGUUGUUAUUAUUACAGAUCUCACUUAUGUACCUGAAUCAGAUCUUUCUAGAUUUGUCUUUUUAUAUGAUAAAAAUGUAACUACUGUGACAGCAGCUCUGUGCUCUGAUCAAGACUUGCACCACUAAUGCCAAUCAAGACUGAACGUUGACCAUUAUUAAUACAGCUGGUUUUGAUUCAUUUUCACAUCAGGAAGUUGUUAAAAAUUACUGUUUUUUUAAGUUAUUGAGAAAUUUUGACUUCAGAUCAUUUGAGCUGAAAAUGAAUGGACUCCACUCACUUACAAUAUGGGUUAUGUCACCGUAAGUGGCUCAGCAUUAAUGGCCGCCAUGGUCAACAGAAUGUUUUUCUUUUGUUUUUGUCUUAACUUUUAUCUUUUGGUCUGCAUGGUAUUUCUGGAACCAUUGUUGUCUGUUGAUUUUUCCCUUUAAUGCUGAGUGAGGCAAAACAAAGCAUUAGCCAGCUGAUGACUCUAUUAAGGUACUAUCAGUGCCCUGUAAAGCAAAUGUCUAAAAGUGCUACUGCAUGCCACAAAUGGCUAGUUUCUCAUGUUUUUGGCCUGUAUAACAAACACAGAACGAUCAUUCUCUCAUGGGUAUUGUUAAUACCUGUAUUACACUUGAACCUGUGUUCACAAUAGGGGUAAAAUACUGUUGUUAAGUGAUGAUUAACCAAUAAGCCAAUGGGUGCUACUGUAAACCUUCAGGUCUGAUUACUUACAGGUUGAGAGGAAGCAAAGACAGUUUGAUGUUUGUCAGAUUGACCAAUAUCCAGAUCAGGAUUGGUAACUGGUCAUUGUCAGGCGAUGGUCUGUUAUUAUGAAAACUACUUUUUUCACGACUCAUUUGUCUUAUAAAUAAGGUUAUGCUUUCUUUGAUUUUCACUUUGUAAAUAGUAUUUGAACUGGAUAUGUUGUCAUGUUUAUUUUGCUUUCACAAACUUUUGUCAUCAUCUCUGAACUGUAGUUAUUCUUACUUCUAACUCUUGAUAUGACAACUAUUAAGCCCAAGGUAGGCCACGAUUUUGGCUUUUCAGAUGACCUUUGUACUGGUCACCUUGACUAAUGUCAUCUCUGAUUUGAUUAUAUUAAUUUUGUAUAGCAUAUUUCAAUACAGAAGGAACUUAUAUGUAAUGAAAAUAUUAAUAUAGUAAUUCUAACAUGGAUAGAGACAAUAAAAUGGUAUUUGAGAAGCAACAAAUUUUGUCACUGAACUUUUGAUUUUUGGUGAAAACAUUUUAUGCUUCUUAAUUUUA